Messenger RNA from Quercus lobata, 1419 nucleotides. RefSeq lists its product as uncharacterized. The transcript has 3 exons. The coding region runs from base 1 to 1419 and encodes 472 amino acids. Lineage: Eukaryota; Viridiplantae; Streptophyta; Magnoliopsida; Fagales; Fagaceae. The record is from RefSeq and is a predicted model, not a curated record.
AUGGAGUACCAUGACGAAGGUGAUGCAGACGAUGAUAUUGGCAUCCAACGUGAUACAAAUACGACCACUGGCUACAGACCUCCUGCCGAAUCAUUCUACGCAAAUAUUUGGGAAAAUAUGGUUGAUCCUUCACCUCUAUUAGUACCAUUUGUUUGUACUUGGCAAAAUGGGAUGCAUUUUUCUAAAGGGUUAACUUUUGCAAAUAAAUCGACGGUGAAGCGUGCAUUGAUAAUAUACGCAGCAAAUGAUAAUAGAAAUUUUACAAUCCGAAGGUCGACCAAAACUAAAUUGUGCACCGCAUGCAUUGAUGACAACCACAAGUGGUACGUUGGGGCAUUCAUGAAGGCUAAACUUAAUGGUCUAUGGGUGGUCACGUCUUAUGUGGAUCCACACACUUGUAUACCCUUUGGCCUGCAAAGAGACGUAUGGGACGCAAAACAAAAGGUAAUUGCUAAGAUAUUUGGAGAUUGGGAGGAGUCUUACCAAAGGUUGCGAAAGUUGUUGUUGGCAUACUUGGAUCAGGAUUCGGGUACCCGGUACAACUAUCACACCAUACCUAGGCCAAAUGAAGGGGUGUUGAUGAUUGCAAUGGCAACUGAUGCUAACCAAAAGGUUUUGCCUCUCGCCUUUACUGUUGUGGACAAGGAGUCAGGGCCUAGUUGGGGGUGGUUUUUAGAGUGUCUUAGAACUUCCAUAAAGCAUGUCAUACCUAACGAUGACAUUUGCAUUAUUUCUGAUCAACAUAAAGGUAUCAAAUGCGCCAUUCGAGAGUGGCCUAGAGGUGAGGACGGAAGAGAACAGGUAUAUCACCGAUAUUGCCUUCGACAUGUUGCUAGCAACUUCAACACAAAAUUUGAGGACCCGACUCUAAAGGCAUUGGCCUUGAAAGCUGGAUAUGCGACUCAUGAAGCGAAAUUUGAGUCCAUAAUGCAAACCAUUAAGGAGGCCAAGAUUAAUUUACUGAGGGGUGUAGACCCUACUAAUCAUCACAUCCUACGCUAUAUGCCAUACACAUAUCUAAUGAGUAAGGAUGUUGAGAAAUGGACCCAGUCACAGGAUGCUGGAAGACGUUACGGGGCAAUGGCAACCAAUGUCUCUGAGUGUUUUAAUGGGGUACUUAAAGGUGCCCGCGGUUUGCCCAUUGCUGCAAUGGUUGAGUUCACUUGGUCCAAACUUGUUGCAUAUUUCUACGAUCGACAUAAAAAAAUUACUUCUGAUCUCUCUCAAGGUAAGGUGUGGAGUGAUUAUGUAAUGGAGAUCUAUAACAAAAAUGAGCAAAAAACUGCAGGACACACUCUGAGGAAUUUUAAUCAUAAAAUUGGUGUAUAUCAAGUGGUUACCCCGUAUAACGACCAUAGAGGUGGAGGGGGAAACCACAGUCAUGAAGUGCACGUAUUUGAGCAAACAUGUGGUUGCUGA